AUGGCGGAAGAACUGCAAGAAUCAAAUAUGCGUCAAAAGGAUUUCUCCGGCGUUCUACGUGAACUGCCUAAUAUGCCACCAAUUCACCCAAUUUUUAAUGAAUAUUUAAAUGACAUACAAAUAAACCCAAAGUUAAUAGUAAACAAACAUUAUGACUUGGGCUAUACUGUAUUCCAAGGGGAUUCCCCUCUCGAAAAAGAAAUCUCUGCAUACAAUAAUAUUAAAAAUACCCAAAACAACGUUGUUUUAAAGGAAAAAAAUGAACAAAUAGCCAAGCCAAAAUUUGAGCUCGACAAAAUUAUUGAUUCAACUUCAAAAAUGUCGAAGAACGCGAUUCAGACAUAUUUAGAUAAGGAAAGUCGACCGAGAGAGGCAACACGCGAAAGCCGCGCAAAAGGGCUCUUUGCAUCCAAUCCGGUUAAGCAUAGAUAUAAUUUACGAGAUAGAACGAUCCUUCAACUCAAAUUUGAUAAAAGAAAAGAUUAUGAUGACGAUGAAUAUAAAUUCAAGUAUAAAGAUUGUGAUGAAAAUGAAUCAAUUAGUGAAAGAAGAUAUAACGCACGGUCUAACUCAUCUAAAUAUGUAUCAAUCAGUGAAAAGAAACAUGGCUUACGGCCUAAACGACUACCUAAACAACUGCCUAAACUCAAUUAUGUUGAUAGAAAAAAUUAUGAUGAAAAUGAGCCAAUUGGUGACAGGAUAUAUGAAGAAAGGAAAGUGCAUCUGCGUUUGCACAGAGCAGAAUCUCUAUUGGAGGUAGCAGUUGCUAGAAUUAAGAGAUUAUUCUAUCUUGUACCACCAUUUACUGAAAAAGAACUUUCAGCGAAUUAUGGCCCAGAAAAAAUGAAUCAACAAUUACGAGAGAUUUACGCAAAUUAUGGUUAUAAGAACUUAAUAAAGGAUCAAACGGCUGGUAAUUCUUUUGAUAAUCCAAUAGUAUUAGAUAGCGAUGAUGAUGGAGAUAAUGAAACUGAAGAGAUUCGAGAUGAAAGUUUUGAAGAUGAAAAUUAUAGGGAUGAACCUGAAGAUAGUAGUAUUAAAGAAUAUGUCCGUGAACUUUCGUUUAGUAAAGAUGAAGUUAUUGUUAUCGAAAAUGGGGAAUCUUCCAAUGUUAGUAAUAUGUCUCCAAGUCAAGGUCUUUCGAAAAAAAGGUUACGUUUCUCAGAUGAAUCGAAUGAAGGUCAAGGUUCACAACCCGAUUAUAUUCCUCUGAACUCAUCAGGAAAAAGAUACAAGAAAAGGGAACUUCCGGUAUUUAAUCGAAAAGGAAAGAAAUUAAAAUUUUUGCCAACAGAGAAAUCUGGUGAUAAUAAUAAGGAUAGUAAUCUUGUUAAAUAUGAUUUAAAAGGAAAUAUCACUGAAUUGAAUCUAUCUUUAUUGAAAUCAUAUGAUUUCAAACCCGGAUACGAAUAUUACGAAUCUAAUCUUAUCGACAGGAAUAGAGUAAUUACUUUAUUAACGAAUAUGAGAACCGACCUUCCUCCAUUACCUCCUAUUGAUGAUUAUUAUUGGGAAAAGUUAGCUAUUGGGUUUAAGGAUCAUAGAUUACAUUGGGAGAAACUGGAAUGGUUAGGUGAUAGGGUUUUAAUGGUUUGUGUGUUGAGAUUUGCUAAUCGAAGAUAUUUUAGAGAAACCCAGUUAAAAUUAAUUCGAGAUAUUUCCAUAUUAAUGGUUACCAACAAAAUCUUGGCCGCAUAUUCGCUAACACUUAAACUUGAUCAGUUAAAUAAGAUGAAUUUUUAUAUAGUGAGAAAAAUUCAUGCUGAUGCAUUUGAGACAUAUUUCGGAGCAUAUUACCUUGCGUAUGGGGAAGAUGCUACCACCAAUUACCUUGAGAAAUUGAUGGGACCAUUAUUUGACAUUUUGUAUUAUACGGAUGAAGAUAUUUCGAAAAUUAAACUGGCCGCUGCAUAUUUCUCUAUGCCAAUGAAUAAUUUAACUUUAUUGACUAGAGGAAAUAAGAUAUAUUCAAAAAAACGUAAACUAAAGAAUAGUCGACCUACCGAAAUAGUAUUUGACGAGGAUGCAAGAAGAGAGUUUCUAACUGGAUUUCAUAAGCGAAAAUUAGAAAGAAAAGAGAAAGCUAAAGAAGCAGCUAUACAAAAAGAAAAGAAGGCAAGAGCAGAAUCUAAGAAAGCUAUUAAGGAUGCAAGAAAGAAAGAGAUUGAAGAAAGGUUGACAGCAAUUCAAACUGCAAUUAAUAAGGUCCAUGGAAUUAAAGAAGAAAAUGAUCAGGAGAGUGAAAAUAAAGAUGAUAAUAAUAAAGAUGAUAAUAAUAAUACUGAAUCAUUAAAACAAUAUAUAACACCACAAACAUUAACUACAGUAACAGUUGUAGAAGAUUUUGAUGUUUCAGAAGGGAAAUAUGAUAAAGAUAAUUAUAAAAGUAAUGAUAAUGAUAAAGAUAAAGGAAAUGAUAAAGACAACGAUAAUCGAGAAAUAAAUAAAAAACGAAAAUUGAAUAAUAGUAAUAAUAAUGAUGAUAUUGUUGAGGAUAGAACUAAAAAUUCAAUGGCAUUUGAUUCUUCACUCUCAUAUUCAGUACCAAGCUACUGA
Molecule: messenger RNA, 2556 nt
Organism: Diversispora eburnea
Lineage: Eukaryota; Fungi; Glomeromycota; Glomeromycetes; Diversisporales; Diversisporaceae
Source: the annotation of a GenBank genome assembly